Messenger RNA from Ambispora leptoticha, 346 nucleotides. The record is from the annotation of a GenBank genome assembly. NCBI's taxonomy places the organism in Eukaryota, Fungi, Glomeromycota, Glomeromycetes, Archaeosporales, Ambisporaceae.
AAAUUUCAAUAUACGCGGAGUUUUAGAAUGGAUAAGAGAGCAAAUAUCAAGAGAUAAUUUUGGAGAUUAUGAACUCUUAUUUCUGACGCCAACUGCAUUAUCACCGACUAAAUCAUCAAAUAAACCACUGAGUGAAUCACCAAUUAAAUCGUCAGUUGAACCAUCAACUGAACCACCUAAAAAAUUUUCAUCAGCUCCCGACAGUAGAUUAAACAAAUUGUUGAAUCAUUAUCAAUUUGCAUACUACUUGAAAGAAAUCUGUGAUAUCAUUAAGGCGAAGGAAAAUGAUUAUCCGUUAUAUAAUGCUAAAGAUGGUAAACCAGCUAAAUUUCCACUUGAAAUCUAA